AUGCCUAUCUUUCUAGGGCUUUUGACAUACCUCGGUGCCCUCCUGGGCUUUGGCUUCGUAACGCUUAGUCUUGCGUGCGGGCUAUACUACUUGGCAGAGUUGGUUGAGGAAUACACAGUGUUAACGAAAAAGAUAAUAUAUUAUACAACGAUUGUAAGUCUAUUGAAAGGGCCGGAACUCGUGCUUUUGCAAUGGAUCUAUGCACCAUGGCUGGAAGUGGAUGCUCUAGGGGAAAACCUUGCCGGCUUACAGCAGCCGGAUGGGGACCUACCAUCGACUAUAACGUUCGCGUCGCACAUACUGUUAUGGCUAGUGGAUGGCCUCUCAUUCAAGCGGAUAUGUUUCUCUCUACUAUGCCACGCAUGGUAUAGCCAGCUGCUACGAAAUUUCCCAAAUAUCGAGUUGGCCAGCCCAGCAUUCCUAAUAAGUUGUGUCCUCGUGAUAAGCGACCACUUCAUCUGGUUCUUCUACUUCACGGAGCACUACCACAGCUUCACGGAGAUCGCCACAUUUUUCGGCCUCAUUGUGUGGCUCAUCCCGUUCAUGUACUUCAUCUCGCUGAGCGCGAACGAGUAUACUUUGCCCAAUUUCGACCCAUCGGCACCGAAGCAGAAGAAGAAUACGAAUCUAGUAAAGACGCUAGCGACCUAUCUCGGGAUGGUGAAGACGACGGGGCUCGGGGAGUAG
Molecule: messenger RNA, 687 nt
Organism: Fimicolochytrium jonesii
Lineage: Eukaryota; Fungi; Chytridiomycota; Chytridiomycetes; Spizellomycetales; Powellomycetaceae
Product: transmembrane adaptor Erv26-domain-containing protein
Exons: 8
Coding region: 1-687 (228 amino acids)
Biological process (GO): endoplasmic reticulum to Golgi vesicle-mediated transport
Cellular component (GO): Golgi membrane; COPII-coated ER to Golgi transport vesicle; endoplasmic reticulum membrane
Molecular function (GO): COPII receptor activity
Source: RefSeq, a predicted model, not a curated record